Messenger RNA from Torulaspora delbrueckii, 1068 nucleotides. RefSeq names its product mitochondrial 54S ribosomal protein mL38 (gene MRPL35). The transcript has a single exon. Lineage: Eukaryota; Fungi; Ascomycota; Saccharomycetes; Saccharomycetales; Saccharomycetaceae. The coding region runs from base 1 to 1068 and encodes 355 amino acids. The record is from RefSeq and is a predicted model, not a curated record.
AUGCUCCGCAGGUCGAUUCACACUUCGAGGACUCUUAAGAGUGCGAACGUUUGGUCUCCGUCGGCCAACAGGGCGAAAUCUUUGGGCAUUCGAUCGGAACCUAUUAGAAAAUGUAUACUUGAAGGAACACCUUCGAAUGGGCCACCAUCUUUGAAAAGAAGAUCCAAUCGUAUCAAAUAUAACUCUCCAGAGAAAAUAGAUGAUACUUUCAAAUUGUGUUACGAUUUUUUGCAAAAUAGAGCGGCUAAGACGUAUGAACAAGUCUCUAAAGCCCAAGACUCCAAGGAAGUGGAAAAGCUAUUGAUCGAGGCUGAGUUAAUCAACCCAGAAGUGCAGUACAACUUCCAACAUAAUGAUAAGAUUGAUAACAACCCUGAAACGAUAGAUUAUGAACAACCGGUGUACAGGCACUUAGGCAAAGAGCAUUGGGAAUCAUCCGCACAGAUGCUUCUCAUGCAAAGACUAGAGACUUUGAAAGUGAUUCCCGAUACUUUGCCCACUUUGGUGCCACGCGUAGAAGUCAACUUGAAAUUUCCAUUCUCUACAGGUGUCAACAAAUGGAUUGAACCAGGUGAGUUGCUCUCUUCGAACUCUACAAGUUUCCCACCUGUUUUCAAGAUUCAAGAGUACGAAUUAGUGGAUCCAACGAAACAGCUUUACACGAUUUUAGUGGUGAACCCCGAUGAGCCAGAUUUGAAGAAUGAUUCGUUCCGUACAACGCUAAAUUACGGUCUUGCUAACGUCCAAGUAGGUUAUAACGACAACAUCGUGGAUGCAAGAAAAUGUAACAACUCCAACGUAAUCGCCGAUUACCUGCCCCCAGUUCCAGAGAAGAAUGUUGGUUCACAAAGGUUCGCUGUAUGGGUCUUCAGACAACAAGCUCCAUUGCAAGGCAACUUCAGUGCACUAAACAGAAACAGGUUCGAUAUCAGAGGUUUCACCGACCAGCAUUCCCUACUACCGGUAGGAGCACACGUUUGGAGAAGUGAAUGGGACUCUAACGUCGAAAAUGUCAGAGAACAAUACGGUCUACCCAAAGGUAGAAUCUUUACCAGAGUUCGCUCCUAA